AUGGGGGCGCUGUCUGUGGCAGACCUGCAGCAGGCGGCGAGAGCAUCAUGGGAAGACAGGUUUAAAGACCAACACCCGGAGUUCUUAAAUGCCAACCUUUGGCAGCGCGAGGCGAUCGAGACGAGGAUCAACGCGCAGGACGGCUUUCUCGUUUUGAUCGGCCUGUUCGUCGUCCUGAUGCUGGAAAACAUGUGGUCGUUCGACCCCAGCACGUUUACUUCGGAGAUGAGGCUCGACGCGUUCUUGGCUCUACUGGUAUUCGGAGCCAGCUGUGGCGUGUUCGCGAUCUUCUCGAUGACUAUGGUUAGGCUCAAGUUGCAACGCUUGAUGGUACGCGACAUCGCCGCACUAAAGGUCCAGCAGGUGACGGGAAGGGCCAAUCGUUUGCUACUGGACGAGCUCUUAGCCCGAUGGGAAGCCUCGUCGGCGCAACGCCAGUUCCAACCGGCCUGUGUUUCGUACGAUUGGUACCAUGGUGGUGGCAUGAACACCAGUAGCUUCCCCACGAAAAUUCUCAGCAAGGACUGGAACCCAAGCUGCCCGCGUUCACUCGUCAAGUACGCGGUUUUGGCCUUCGCAGCCACGGUUUUGUGUUCCAUGGCCGCGCUAGCAGUCAGCCUUGCCGACACUAGCGGCCUUGCGUGGAGCUUGUGCAGCUCUGCUCUUCUCGGGGCUGCAGCGCUGUCACCAAUGGUGUUUGUCAGAGCAAGCACGAACGCGCCCGGUGGAUCCUCACAAGAAAGCCCCUUCCUUGGUUUUUGA
Molecule: messenger RNA, 762 nt
Organism: Ectocarpus sp. CCAP 1310/34
Lineage: Eukaryota; Phaeophyceae; Ectocarpales; Ectocarpaceae
Source: the annotation of a GenBank genome assembly